Molecule: messenger RNA, 1713 nt
Organism: Neofelis nebulosa (Clouded leopard)
Lineage: Eukaryota; Metazoa; Chordata; Mammalia; Carnivora; Felidae
Gene: TRAPPC3L
Product: trafficking protein particle complex subunit 3L
Exons: 5
Coding region: 287-832 (181 amino acids)
Biological process (GO): intra-Golgi vesicle-mediated transport; endoplasmic reticulum to Golgi vesicle-mediated transport
Cellular component (GO): TRAPP complex; cytosol; cis-Golgi network membrane
Source: RefSeq, a predicted model, not a curated record
GGUCUGACUUCCCACUAUCAGCUUUUAUGUCUCUAGAUUACAAUUUGUCCUCACAAGUGAAGCAGUAUUUGAUCGGUGGCAAGGGACGUGCCUACAAGACAGUUCUGCUUGUGAUUGUUUUCCUCUUCAGUUCAGCAAAGAGCAACAGCAGGGGAGUGCAGAAGUAGCACUCUUGUCUCAAAGCAAAAAGGAACUUGCGGAAACAAAAGGACGGAGAUUGAUACACCUGUAAGAUAAAAGCCAACGAAAAGAAAUCGAAGAUCACAUCCUUCAUCUCUCAAGCACAAUGUCUCGCCCUGCACACAGAAGACCAGAAUACCAUAAAAUAAACAAAGAUCUCUUUGUCCUCACCUAUGGAGCUCUGGUUGCCCAACUCUGUAAAGAUUAUGAAAAAGAUGAAGAUGUGAAUAAAUAUUUAGAUAAAAUGGGAUAUGGCAUUGGAACACGGCUGGUGGAAGAUUUUUUGGCUCGAUCUUGUGUAAGAAGAUGCCACAGUUACUCAGAAAUUACAGACAUAAUUGCCCAGGUUGCCUUUAAGAUGUACCUGGGAAUUACACCAAGUGUGACCUGUAACAAUCCAAGCAGAACUGAAUUUUCCCUGAUCUUAGACAAGAAUCCUCUGGUGGAGUUUGUGGAAGAGCUCCCUGCCGGGCGAUCGUCUCUGUGCUACUGCAAUUUACUCUGUGGGAUUAUCAGAGGUGCCCUGGAAAUGGUUCAUUUGGCUGCUGAUGUUACAUUCUUGCAAGACACACUGAAAGGCGACCGUGUGACAGAAAUAGGAAUAACAUUUCUGAAAAAGCUAGAUGAGAAAAAAUACAGACGGAAAAAAUGAAGAAUUGCAUGCAAAACGCCACAGGGUGGCCAUUUGAGGAGUUAAUAUUAUCUAAACAUAUAUAGCCAUAGAAAUUUUGAAUUGUUUAAUAAUAGCAUGGGAUUUAAAAGGCUUCUAUAUCCACCAGAAAUUUGAAGUGCAGGGCACUAGGAGUUAAAGCUGUUUUCUUUCUUUGUUUAUAAAUCACACAUUUUUAAUCUUAUGUCCAUAAGAUUACAUCUACAAAUAACUCUUCGUAAGAUGGGAUACAUGAAUUUCACAUAUCAUAUAGUUUGUCCUAACAGAGUCUAUUGAUUUCAUUUACUUAUGGCAAUGAAAAAAAAUCACAACCAGCUACUCAGUUAGUAUAUUUACCCAUUCUCAUUGGAAAAAUAGAUGAAAUAAUACAAUAUAGAGUUCACUAUAUAGAGAUAAUUUCUAGAUACUGUAUAGAAACAGUGCCAUUUAUAAUACCUUUCCAUCUUUUUGAGAAACUAUGAAUACGAUUUCUCUCAUAUAUUGGCUUCGUUAAUCACUUUAGCCUCCCAAAGUUGCUCUCUCCUGAUUUAUAAAUACCAAGGCAAGCUGUUUAUUUGGAUGUUAAUUUUAAAAUAUUUUUAAAUAGCAUUUAAUUUUAAUUAAUUUAAUUUUUAUAUAGUAUUAACCACAUUUCUUCCUUUUCUCAUGAAAUAUUGCUGAUGGUCAAGCCAGAAAAUCUCUAAAAUGAGAGGUCAAUAAUGUUUUUUUCAAAGUACUUUCUUACCCCAAAGCUUAUUAAGUGAGAAAUUUUGCUGUCAUUUUUAUCCCCUAAACACCUUACAAAGCAUAUUUUGUGCCCAGAACAUAUUUAAAAUUCAAAAUGUACUGGAUUAAAUACACAAUAAUCGUUACCAGACCAUCAG